AUGGGGGCCAAGAAACUUCACAUUGCCAUGUAUCCUUGGUUUGCAAUGGGGCACCUGACCUCAUUCCUCCACAUCUCCAACAAAUUAGCUGAGAGAGGUCACAGAAUCUCCUUCUUUAUCCCCGUCAAAACCCUACAAAAGUUGGAGGCUUUUAAUCUCUACCCGGAUCGCAUUGCCUUCAUCCCCAUCAAUGUCCCUCACGUUCCCGGCCUUCCCCCAGGCACCGAAACCACAGCUGACGUUCCUUUCCCUCUUCACUCGCUCCUCAUGACCGCCAUGGACCUCACCCGGCCUGAAAUUGGACAAGCCCUCAGGGAACUCAAGCCCGAUUUUGUUUUCUUCGACUUCACACAAUGGAUGCCGGAGUUGUUACAUGAGCUUGAUAUGGGCACUAAGUCCAUACAUUACUGCACAAUUAGUCCUGCAACAGUCCUGUACCUGUCAACCCCCGAAAGAAAUCUGAUGGAGAAACAACCAACGGUGGCUGACCUUAUGCUGCCUCCGCCAUCUUUCCCUGCGUCAUCAAUUACGCUACGAACGCACGAAGCUCGUGGGCUUGUAGAUGUCAUGUUGAAGGAAUUCGGCCGUGGGGUGACAUUCAUGCAACGCCAAUUUCGUUCUUUUAGUGGAUGCGAUGCUAUUGCUUUCAAAACUUGUAGAGAGAUAGAAGGGCCCUAUUGCGAUUAUAUCGGAACCCAAUUAAGGAAGCCGGUGUUUCUAGCAGGGCCGGUGGUGCCAGAGACCCCAACUAAAGAGUUGGACGAGAAAUGGUCAAAAUGGCUUGAAAGGUUCGAGGCCAAAAGCAUGAUUUACUGUGCAUUUGGAAGCGAAUGCAUACUGAAAAUUGAUCAGUUUCAAGAAUUGUUGUUCGGUUUUGAGAUCACAGGUUUGCCCUUUUUCGCGGCGCUGAAGCCGCCUAUGGGAGCUGAAUCGAUCGAGUCAGCAUUGCCGGAAGGGUUUGCGGAGAGGACACGAGAAAGAGGGGUUGUUUACGGGGGUUGGGUUCAGCAGCCAUUGUUUUUAAGGCACCCUUCUGUGGGGUGCUUUGUGACUCAUUGCGGCUCAGGGUCUUUGUCCGAGGCGCUAGUGAAUGAGUGCCAAUUGGUGCUGCUGCCGAAUGUGGGUGAUCAGAUCAUCAAUGCGCGAGUGAUGAGCCGCGAUCUGAAGGUGGGAGUGGAAGUGGAGAAAGGCGACUUAGAUGGGCUGUUCACAAAGGAGGGUGUUUCCAAGGCAGUGGAAGCUGUGAUGGAGGAUGGCGGUGAGGUAGCCGAGGAGGUGAGGAGCAACCAUGCAAAAUGGAGGGACUUUUAUGCCGCAAAGAGCUUGAGAACUCUUAUUUGAAUAGUUUUGAACAAAAGCUGCAUCAACUGCUUGAAUGAUUUUCUCUAGGUAGCCUUUGGGGAAGUAGGAUUCCACAAUUCGUUUUCUCACACGCACGCUAUGAUAAUUAUCUUGAUUGAUUGAGUUUUAUGCAUAAAUCUUAUUCUUUGAAA
Molecule: messenger RNA, 1493 nt
Organism: Malus domestica (apple)
Lineage: Eukaryota; Viridiplantae; Streptophyta; Magnoliopsida; Rosales; Rosaceae
Product: cyanidin 3-O-galactoside 2''-O-xylosyltransferase FGGT1-like
Molecular function (GO): UDP-glycosyltransferase activity
Source: RefSeq, a predicted model, not a curated record